Molecule: messenger RNA, 1941 nt
Organism: Malassezia vespertilionis
Lineage: Eukaryota; Fungi; Basidiomycota; Malasseziomycetes; Malasseziales; Malasseziaceae
Gene: DYS1
Product: deoxyhypusine synthase
Exons: 8
Coding region: 1-1941 (646 amino acids)
Biological process (GO): peptidyl-hypusine biosynthetic process; proteolysis
Cellular component (GO): cytoplasm
Molecular function (GO): peptidase activity; deoxyhypusine synthase activity
Source: RefSeq, a predicted model, not a curated record
AUGGAGUCGGACGAUGCGCCGAGUGCAGCACAGUCCGCCGUAUUCCAGCGUUCGGAGCCGAUACCCGCUGGAGCAAAACAUGUUCAUGGGCCAGACUUUGACACGCAAGACCCAAAAGAUUUGUAUGCGCUGUUGGAAAAUAUGAAGACCAUUGGAUUUCAAGGGUCUUCGGUGCACGAAGCGAUUCGUAUUAUUGAGCGCAUGCGUACUUGGAAGCUGGAAGAGGAUCCUGCGUACGAAGCCGAGGAGGACGAAAACAGGUCCUUACCUGACGACCACCCUCAACACCCUAAAAAUGUGCGCUGCACCAUUUUCCUUGGGUAUACGUCCAAUCUCAUUUCGUCAGGCCUUCGCGAGGUGCUUCAUUUUCUUGUCAAGCACAAGUUUGUGUCUGCGAUUGUCACGACCGCCGGUGGCGUCGAAGAAGACUUUAUAAAAUGUCUUGGCAAGACGUACCUUGGCGCAUUCCAUCUCGACGGCGCUACACUUCGGGCGCAAGGUAUGAAUCGGAUCGGUAACUUGGUUGUGCCGAACGAUAACUACUGCAAAUUCGAGGAUUGGGUUAUGCCAAUCCUCGACACAAUGCGGGCGGAGCAAGACACUCGCACGGAAGAAGAUGGGCGUCCGUUUGUAUGGACACCGAGUCGCAUGAUUGCACGCCUUGGGCACGAAAUUAACGACGAGCGCAGUGUAUACUAUUGGGCAGCAAAAAACGAUAUUCCUGUCUUUUGUCCAGCGUUGACGGACGGCUCUUUGGGCGACAUGAUCUAUUUUCACUCUUACAAAAACCCGGGGUUGGUGGUCGAUAUAGUUGGUGAUAUCCGCCGUUUAAACGAUUUGAGUGUCAAAGCCAAGAAAGCGGGUAUCAUGAUCUUGGGCGGAGGCGUGUGCAAGCACCAAAUUGCAAACGCCAUGCUAUUUCGCAACGGUGCAGACUACGCGGUGUAUAUUAAUACGGGACAAGAGUUUGACGGAUCAGACAGCGGUGCUCGUCCGGACGAGGCCGUGAGUUGGGGCAAGAUUAAAAGCGCCGCAAAUGGCGGCGAUGUCGUAAAGCGGCUACAUGAUCUGCGCGUCUGUUCCUUGUGCUGCUUCAUGGGUGGCAAAGCGCGUGGCAAGACGCUUGUGCGCUCCUUGGCGCUGGUCGUCGCGCUGAUUGCGAUUGGCAUGGCUGCAUUGCAUAUGGCCAAUACCCUUGGGAUGUACCGCACCGUGAAGCGCUUGGGCAUUCCUGACAGCCAUAUAAUCCUUAUGCUCGCAGACGAUGUUGCAUGCAAUUCGCGAAACCCGAAUCCAGGCGCUGUAUGGCCCGAGGCGGACAAAUCGUUUGAUUUGUACGGCGACGACGUGGAAGUCGACUACCGCGGCUACGAAGUGACGGUGCAAAACUUUCUGCGUUUGCUCACAGGACGUGUCCCUUCGCACACACCACGCUCAAAGCGCCUAGAGUCCGACGUGCACUCUAACAUCUUUUUGUACAUGACAGGCCACGGCGGCGACGAGUUCCUCAAGUUUCAGGACUCGGAAGAGAUAAGCGCGUUUGAUUUGGCUGACGCGAUUGAGCAAAUGUGGGAGAAGCGGCGAUACCACGAGCUCUUCUUUAUGAUCGACACGUGCCAGGCCAGCACGAUGACGGAGAAAAUAUACAGCCCCAAUGUACUUGCCGUCGGCAGCAGCCUCAAAGGACAAAGUUCCUAUUCGUAUACUGUCGACCAUCAACUGGGUGUGCCACUGAUCGACCGGUACACGCGCGCUGUGCUCGAGUUUAUGGAGCACACGGAUCGGUCAAGCAACAAGACAAUGGACGAGCUUUUCAACAGCAUGAAUUUCGCUCGUGUGCAUUCGGACCAAUUCGUGCGCACGGAUCUGUAUGAAAAAGACUUAAAGGACGUGCAUGUGACAGACUUUUUUGGCUCCGUAGCGCAAGUCCUGCUCACUUAG